GUUUAGAUGUCUUCAGAUGAAGAGGCGAGUGUCCCAGUGUUGCCUAAGGACUCAACAUAUCGUAGCAACUCUGCCUCCUCUGAGCUUCAGGAUGAAUAUGAGGAGCUCCUCCAAAGUGCCGUGGCUUCGCCAAGACUUGAUGCCGUCUCUGGUGCUCGCCUGGUGGGGAGGGGGGCCUCACAUUUGUCUGCAGAGGGUCACAGUUCACAGAGGCAUUCGCAACAAGUCGCAGAGAAGACCGUGCAUACUACUAGCAAAGGUUUGGGGAGCUCAGACAGAUUACAUGAUGCAUCUAAUAUGGCACGUCCAAACACCCAAGGCUUCACUGAGUACACUGAAGUGGAGCUUUUCAUCUCGGAGGAAAACAUUAGCAAGAUGGAAAACAUUCUGGAUACAUGGACCCAAAAAUUGAAGACCAAUGUGCUGAGGGAGCUGAGGAAGUGGAGGGUGGCCUUCAUAGAUCAACACAGGCGAGAGUUGCAGAAGGAGCGGGAGAUUCAUUUAGCCAAGAAUGAGUCCUUGAAGUCGGAGCUCGACAGCCUGAAGGAGCUACUACACACUUAUGAGAUUUCCAACAGGAGAAAGGAUCAGAUGAAUACAAAUCUGAGUGUGGUGUUGGACAGACAAAAACAGAAGCUUGAAAAGAUGAGGGCCUUCACCCAAUGGAGACUUCAAUACAUCGAGGCUAAAGAGGAGGCUCACGCGUACCGGGUAGCACAGCAACACUACAACUUGCAUCUGAAGAGGAAGGUGUGGUUAGCAUGGCACUCAAUCACCAAGAGGGAGUGGAAGGUCAGGAUGGAGCAGGCAUGCCGCACAAGAGCUGAGGAGGUGUGCACCCGCCUGUCGGAAAAUUACCAGGCACAGAUUCAGACGAUGACUGCAGAACACGGCGAGGCCCUCGAGAAGGCGGAGGCCGAGAUUGAGAGACUGCAACUCGAGCAAGAACGGCGAGAAGUGUGUAUGAGGAAAGCCUUGAUGAGGGGUGUGUGCGCCCUCAACAUGGAGACUCUCCACUUGUUUAAAACCGCAGACGGCGGACCCCAAGACCUUGAUGACUUCGACCCCAAUUCACCUCCCGAUGAUGAUGAUCCUGACGCUGAUGUGUCGGCUCAGGUCCAGCCACGUCCCCCCCGAAGCCCGGCCCAAUUCGAUCGCCCAAUGUCUCCUCCUACUUUCCAUGAAGAUUCUUUUCCUCAGAUGGGCUUUGGUGCACCAAGGCACACUGAAUUCCCCCCUCCCACUUCAACUGCGCUCACUGCAGCCGGGCACACUGCAGCCAGGCACACUGCAGCCGGCGGGCACGCUGCUGUCGGACGGCACCCUGCGGCCGGUGGGCACGCUGCAGCCGGUGAGCACACUGCCGCCAGCCGGCACACUGACGCUGCAGCCGGCGGGCACGCUGCAGCCGGCGGGCACGCCGCAACGGGCGGGCACACCGCAGCCAGCCGGCACACGGACGCCGCAGCCGGCGGGCACGCUGCAGCCGGCGGGCACACAGCAAUCAGUGGGCACAUUGCAGCCGGUGGGCACACUGCAGCUGGUGGCCACGCUGUAACCAGUGGGCACAGUACAGCCAGCGGGCACGCUAAAGCAGGGCAAGUUGCAGCCGGUGGGCAGGCUCCAGCCGGCGGGCACCCUGCAGCUGUACACAGCUCAUUCUCACACGAGGCACGACCUGGCUUUCACAAACAGGCCACUGGGGGAGUGGCGACAGCGAGCCAACAAAAACCUACAAAAAGUUCAGCAGCUCGCAGCUCCACCCAACAUGUUGGUCAAAGUAUACGCAGCAACCUCGAGGGGAUGAGUGUGGCUCCACCUAUGAGCUCCACUGCUGUAGACUACCAUCAUCCUAUGACGCAGCAAACUCUUGGUCAGGCUACCGCCUCGAAAUUUCCUCGCUCCUCCCAACAGGCUCCCCGCACCAGCGGAGGCUGGGCUUCGUCCAGAAUGCACACCAGCAACUACCCCCCACCGCCUUGGGAUGAGCCUGGCCCUACAACGUGGGCUCCAUGCCCGGUUCACUUUGACCACCCAGAAUCUCCGACCCACCAUGAAGACGACAGUAGGAUGGGCGUUUGGUACACCAACGAAGUUCUCCCUUCCACUUCAGCAGCUCACAGUUCAUUCCCACAAGGGGGCAGCACUAGUUUCUAUAAACAGGCCUCUGGGCGUAUGGUCACAGCCGGCCAACAGAAACCGGCAAAAACUAUAACAGCUCGCAUCACAGCGCAACCAUUUGUUGGUAAGCGUAUACGCGGCAACCUCCAGGUGAUGGGUGUGGCGCCGCCCAUGACCUCCAUUGUCGUAGAACGCCAUCAACCUAUUACACAGCACGCUAUUGGUCAAGCUUCUGCUCGCCCUGCCCAACUGGGUCCCCGCACUCCUACUGUUGUGAAGACUUCCUCCAGAACAAACACCAACACUUGUAAUGUACCCUCUAUCAAAGUAGUUGAUUAAUUACAUAAACGUACACACACACCUCACAUAAACCAGCAUUGUCGAGAUGCAGGAUUUGACUUACUAUGCAACGACUCUGAGUAUUACUGCAGAUGUUGCUUUACAAGUUUUUAGUUUUUUUUAUAGGUAUCUUGAAGUUAUGUGUGAGUUUUCCUUCCUUUUGUGAGAGGCAAAGGGAACUUGAGCAAUUAUUCUUCAGAGACUCACUGAAGUUUGUGGUCCGAUGCACACGUAAAUUAUCAGCGCAGUUUUCAAAGAUUUUUUUUUAAGCUGCAAGUUAACUUUAUUAUUCAGGAAAAAGUGAAUGUAUAAAGACAUAGCCUUCUGUACAUCAAAACCAAAGGCCUCCUGUUUGUAUAUGAUCGGGUGCUUUCUUUUUACAAAAUAAAUUAUUUUGGAGCAGUCUUUUUAUAGAA
Molecule: messenger RNA, 2876 nt
Organism: Phyllopteryx taeniolatus (common seadragon)
Lineage: Eukaryota; Metazoa; Chordata; Actinopteri; Syngnathiformes; Syngnathidae
Gene: poc5
Product: POC5 centriolar protein homolog (Chlamydomonas)
Exons: 15
Coding region: 7-2460 (817 amino acids)
Cellular component (GO): centrosome
Source: RefSeq, a predicted model, not a curated record